UUUGCCAAUGAAUGCAUCAGUUGCACAACUUGAGGAGGAAUUCAAAAAAUUUGGACCCAUCAAAAGUAAUGGCAUCCAAGUUAGAAGUAAUAAGCAACAGGGAUUUUGUUUUGGGUUUGUGGAAUUCGAGUCAUUGGAUUCCAUGCAUAGUGCGAUAAAGGCACCUUCUAUCGCAAUUGGCACUUUUACUUGUGAUUCCAAAUGCCAAUCUUGCCAACUUCCCACCAUUUGAGUCUACACCAGCGCAGCGCAUCAGUUUGACUACAAUGCCUUUAUGUCUGUC
Molecule: messenger RNA, 283 nt
Organism: Lactuca sativa (garden lettuce)
Lineage: Eukaryota; Viridiplantae; Streptophyta; Magnoliopsida; Asterales; Asteraceae
Source: RefSeq, a predicted model, not a curated record